Molecule: messenger RNA, 991 nt
Organism: Homalodisca vitripennis (glassy-winged sharpshooter)
Lineage: Eukaryota; Metazoa; Arthropoda; Insecta; Hemiptera; Cicadellidae
Exons: 6
Coding region: 1-777 (258 amino acids)
Source: RefSeq, a predicted model, not a curated record
AUGGUGAAUUCUCCAGAUGCUAACCGAAAGCAAGCUUCGGCAGCACCAGAUAGAACCCGCGUACUUGAGUACUACGCCUAUAACACUCGACUGGAGUUUGAAACCGUCCUUGUGUUGUCAGCAUGUGUAGGAUGGUCCUGGGCACAACACUGCACAUCUUGCUCCUGCCUCAACAUCUCUCCGUCCAGCUCUGUCACCGUUAACGAUAUAGUCACCUCUAGUCCCCUCUACCUGCAGGCUGUGUCACCGUCCAGCCCGUUCGCAAGCGCCGAUAGUGUUUGUUUGAACUUUAAGUUGUUCAAGCCUAAGGAUCUAAGUAUCGUGGAGACAAUCAUUACUAACUCAGACAUGACAACACUGCCAUUGGUGUACUUCGAAAGAGAUGUUAAGAGAUCAAACUUUUCCGGUGUUGGACCAACCUAUCCCGACUAUGAGUCUACAUCAUCUGGAACUCUGGCGUAUCUCGACAUCAUCGUGAGUAAACCGUGUUCAACAGCCUUUGUGUUCUACCGCUGUGUACAAGCCGGAAUGAUGACAUGUGCUACAUCACCAACUCAGGCCAACUUUUUCAUAGCAUCCAGUAAACAAAAAGAAGAUGACUCCUGUAUUAAAAAUGGUUUGAGUGCCUUAAAAAGUGCAGCUGGACUACCUUCAAACUUUGAACUCACAUAUCUACCAAGAACCUCCAACAACCCUUGCCUUAAACAAGCAGGACAGAGUGGCCAGAAACAAAGUGAAGGUCUUCUAGGUUUAGGAAUUUUAGGAGGUUUGCUAUAAAAUAACAAAGUUUUGUAAAAAUAAAUUUCAGAAGUCAGUGGAAGAAGUAUGUACUACAAAUUUAAUACAAUCGUGUAGCUAACUUUGAAUGCAUGCAUACAGAUGUUAGAAUAUAUAAGUAGAGAGUCUUUUUGGAACUGUAAAUUAAUUUGUUUUGUUGUCUUUUAUCUUAUACAUCAUGUUAGAUAAAUUGAAAUUUAGAUUCUUAGACAUU